Symbiodinium sp. CCMP2456 is the source of this 693-nucleotide messenger RNA. The record is from the annotation of a GenBank genome assembly. NCBI's taxonomy places the organism in Eukaryota, Dinophyceae, Suessiales, Symbiodiniaceae.
GGAGACGCCGGUGAGGAGUCGGCGACGAAAGUGUUCAAUGACAUUCCACCGAAACCGAGUGCGCCACCCGAGGCACAGCUGUGGACGCAGGAAAAGGCAGAUGAGCUCCAGGCUGCGGUCGACCGGGUCUUCAACAAGGGAGGCGACUCCUUGCUGGGAAUGACCUUCUCCUUCACAAUUGCAGACCCGCGUAUCGAAGAUUGUCCACUGAUUGGCUGCAGCACAGGCUUCGGAACUCUUUGCGGGUACACUGUGAAGGAAAUCGUGGGGAGGAACUGUCGCUUCCUCGUGGAUCCCGUGCCGAAGGAAGAGAUUGAUUGGACGAUGCGGAAGCAAGCCAAGGAUUUUUGCAAGUGCGUUCGCGAAGGAAAAGAUUAUAGGGUCCCCGAUGCUGAGCGUGAAGAGUGGAUGCCGAUGGGUAGAGCAGGUGAUGAGCUGUUUUGCUUUCAGCGCAACGCUCGCAAGGACGGUUCUCUUUUCAACAACCUGUUUUACAUGAAGGUCAUCGAGUUGAGUAUCGAGCUGGGUGAUGAAAUGCCGUACAUCGUCGGCCUCCAGUCUGAGCUUCCCAGCGGCAAGGCGGACUUGCAACAGCUUGCGAAGAAUCUGAAGGUCCUUGACCACAACAUGAGCCAGGUCAUUAGUGUACUUGCAGGCCUAUUCUUCGUGUCCACGGCCAUGGUCCGUGAUGAU